CAGUACGAUCCAACGUCGUAGCCGCAACGCAAUGGUGGGAACUCUGUUGAUGAUUUGAUCUGUGGUUUAAUCUUCAAACAUUCGCGGUGACCAGAUACCGUGGUGGUAAUUGGUUUGAACAUGGAGGACGUUCAAAAGCACUCGGUCCACACUCUGGUCUUCCGAUCUCUCAAACGCACGCACGACAUGUUCCUGUCUGACCAAGCGAACCCUCCACCGCAAGAUGACACGAGUGAGAAGUUCAAAAUGAAUGUCAAGACGAAAGACGAGUACAGCCUCGUGAUGCACCUUGUCAAGUCUAACCCACAAACCUACAGGCACAGCACAGACGGGCACCGCGCGUCUUACCAUGACCAGGUGCCAAAAAGUAAAGAGAUCAAGCUUCAAGAGCUGACAUAUUCAGGCAUGGAUGUAAUGCCCGUGUAUGACGAUGAUGCACCACCACCGGGUGUUGACGACUAUCCAGUGAUGAAAGCUGCGCCACCAUCAUCAACAUCACAGGCAGUUGUGCUAGCAGGACAACAAUUGGCACAAGUUCAGCGAAAACAGGUAGCCAUACCAAAGCCUCAGUGGCAUCCACCCUGGAAGCUAUACAGGGUGAUCAGUGGGCACACUGGCUGGGUUCGCUGUCUUGCAGUGGAGCCUGGAAACCAAUGGUUUUGCACAGGAUCGAAUGACAGAAUUAUUAAGAUUUGGGACCUGGCCACCGGGAAGUUGAAGCUGUCCCUGACUGGACACAUCAGUGGAGUGCGAGGCCUGGCUGUGAGCCCACGUCAGCCAUACCUCUUCUCUUGCGGCGAGGACAAGCAGGUCAAGUGCUGGGACCUUGAGUACAACAAGGUGAUACGCCACUACCACGGCCACUUGAGCGGUGUCUAUGCUCUCUCUCUACAUCCCACCAUCGACAUCCUGGUCACUGGGGGCCGGGAUGCGACAACAAGGGUGUGGGACAUGCGGACCAAGGCCAACAUCCACUCGCUGGUGGGCCACACCAACACAGUGGCCAGCGUGCAGACACAGUCGUCCGAGCCACAGGUGCUGACAGGGAGCCACGACUGCACGAUCCGCCUCUGGGACCUGGUGGCUGGUCGAUCACGCGUCACCCUGACCCACCACAAGAAAAGCGUACGGGCACUGGUGGUACAUCCCAGGCUGUACACCUUUGCAUCUGGGGGCCCUGACAACAUAAAGCAGUGGAAGUGCCCUGAUGGGAAGUUCAUCCAGAAUCUUUCUGGUCACAAUGCAAUCGUCAACUGUCUUGGCAUAAAUGACGAUGGUGUCCUUGUGUCUGGAGGGGACAAUGGAACACUGUUCUUCUGGGAUUGGCGCACGGGCUACAACUUCCAGCGGCUCCAAGCCCCAGUGCAGCCAGGCUCCAUCGACAGUGAGGCGGGCAUAUUUGCCUGUGGAUUCGACCAGAGCGGCAGCCGCCUCAUCACAGCCGAGGCUGACAAGACUGUGAAAAUAUUCCGAGAAGAUGACACCGCUACUGAGGAGACCCACCCAAUCAAUUGGAAACCAGACAUCACAAAACGAAGACGGUUUUAAUGUUAUCAAAUUGUUUUGCUGUAGCAUGAGCAUGCCAUUUGAGAGUGUGUAAUAAAAUGCGGCUGUACUGUAUAACC
Molecule: messenger RNA, 1625 nt
Organism: Rhipicephalus microplus (southern cattle tick)
Lineage: Eukaryota; Metazoa; Arthropoda; Arachnida; Ixodida; Ixodidae
Gene: Tango4
Product: transport and golgi organization 4
Biological process (GO): mRNA splicing, via spliceosome
Cellular component (GO): precatalytic spliceosome; catalytic step 2 spliceosome; Prp19 complex
Molecular function (GO): protein binding
Source: RefSeq, a predicted model, not a curated record